This is a messenger RNA of Cryptotermes secundus, 1104 nucleotides long. Its product is annotated as sodium channel protein Nach. Gene Ontology annotation, cellular component: membrane. Gene Ontology annotation, molecular function: ligand-gated sodium channel activity. The coding region runs from base 1 to 1104 and encodes 367 amino acids. The record is from RefSeq and is a predicted model, not a curated record. Lineage: Eukaryota; Metazoa; Arthropoda; Insecta; Blattodea; Kalotermitidae. Gene Ontology annotation, biological process: sodium ion transmembrane transport. The transcript has 7 exons.
AUGAAACCACAAAAAACGGAAUUUCAAGUAGUGAAAAGGGUCAGGGAAUACUGUCUGGCAACUGGUCAACAUGGAUACAAAUUCAUCGCGCUUCCAGGCCAACAGAUAUUGGAAAGGAUCCUGUGGGUCGUCGUGGUGCUGGUAGGUCUGGCUGCGUCUAUCGUCAUGCUGUGUGCUGCGUGGGGAAGGAAGGACAUGAACUCGACCCUCAUCGCUUUGAACACAGCCCACUACCCUGUCUGGAACAUAGAGUUUCCGGCCAUCACUCUCUGCGGUCUCAACAGAAUAAAGAAGUCAAGAGCCAUUAUUGUGGCCAACGAAUGGACACUGCCUUCUGGUGUGACUCGAGAUGAAGUAUUUAAUGACCUCAUCUUCCUCUCACAGCUAAUCGAUAUGGAUGAAUCUAACGCCACAAAAUUCGGACGUUUACAGUCUGUGUUAGAUAUGAACAACAUUACUGCAACGGUCGCGUUGCGAGAGGUUAUGCUCCCCUGUGAAGAGCUUCUGGUAAAAUGCAAGUUCAAGGGAAAAAUGAUUAACUGCAAGAAAGUAUUUCGCCUUCUGGAGACACCUUACGGUUUCUGUUGUUCCUUCAAUUACCACGCGAACAAACCGACUACAAAGGAGUUAAUAGACACUCCGUCUGGUAUAACAGACAGACACCUACCCUACAGGAUGAGCGCCUGUGGCCACCAGUUGGGUCUCACGGUGCUAGUACACAAUCACAUCGCGGACUACUAUGAUGCUUCAAUGGCAUCUUAUGGCGUAAAGGUUCUGGUGCACAGCCCGUACGACUAUCCUGGUGACAACACUGACGAGGUAAUGCUGAGUACAGGCAGAAUGACGCUGGUAUCUGUGUACCCUGAGGUGUUCCAGACCACAGCGGACGUGAGAGAGAGCAGCCUGCAGGGUCGCCAAUGCUUGCUGUGGGAGGAGCGCAUCUUGAGGAGCCUUCAGCGGUAUUCCUACAGUAACUGCUACUCCGAGUGUCGACAGAACUUCUCCAUACACUUAUGUGGCUGCUCACCUUUCUACUACCCAAAUCUUGUUUUGUUAUCUUUUGCUGUGGGCUCUUCAACGCUGCCAGAGAAGUUGUGCUAUUAA